Equus quagga is the source of this 1443-nucleotide messenger RNA. RefSeq names its product glycine receptor alpha 3 (gene GLRA3). Lineage: Eukaryota; Metazoa; Chordata; Mammalia; Perissodactyla; Equidae. The transcript is spliced from 10 exons. Gene Ontology annotation, molecular function: glycine binding; transmitter-gated monoatomic ion channel activity; extracellularly glycine-gated chloride channel activity. Gene Ontology annotation, biological process: signal transduction; chloride transmembrane transport; nervous system process. Gene Ontology annotation, cellular component: postsynaptic membrane; plasma membrane; neuron projection. The record is from RefSeq and is a predicted model, not a curated record.
AUGCCUUGGAUAAGACUAAUUUCAGGAUCGUGAAUAUCUCGUCAUAUCAUGGCCCACGUGAGACAUUUUCGAACAUUAGUUUCGGGAUUUUACUUCUGGGAAGCAGCACUGCUACUCAGUUUGGUUGCCACAAAAGAAACAGAUAGUGCAAGAUCUCGAAGUGCUCCAAUGUCACCUUCUGACUUUCUGGAUAAAUUAAUGGGGAGGACAUCGGGGUAUGACGCAAGAAUCAGACCCAAUUUUAAAGGUCCUCCAGUUAAUGUCACAUGCAAUAUAUUCAUAAACAGCUUUGGCUCUAUCGCCGAGACGACAAUGGAUUACAGAGUGAAUAUCUUUCUUCGUCAGAAAUGGAAUGACCCUCGCCUUGCCUAUAGUGAGUAUCCUGAUGACUCCCUGGACCUGGACCCUUCCAUGUUGGACUCCAUUUGGAAACCUGAUUUGUUCUUUGCCAAUGAAAAGGGUGCCAACUUUCACGAAGUUACUACAGACAACAAAUUGUUAAGAAUUUUCAAGAAUGGAAAUGUUCUUUAUUCAAUAAGAUUGACUUUAACACUCUCUUGUCCAAUGGAUCUCAAGAAUUUUCCAAUGGAUGUACAGACAUGUAUAAUGCAACUGGAAAGUUUUGGGUACACAAUGAAUGACCUAAUUUUUGAAUGGCAAGAUGAGGCACCUGUACAAGUGGCAGAAGGACUCACUUUACCCCAGUUUCUGUUGAAAGAAGAGAAAGAUUUACGAUACUGCACUAAACAUUACAACACAGGAAAGUUUACAUGUAUAGAAGUGCGAUUCCAUCUUGAGCGACAAAUGGGAUACUAUCUGAUCCAGAUGUACAUUCCUAGCCUCCUGAUCGUUAUUCUGUCCUGGGUUUCAUUCUGGAUCAAUAUGGAUGCUGCUCCAGCCAGAGUAGCUUUGGGAAUAACGACUGUGCUGACCAUGACCACACAGAGUUCAGGAUCACGAGCUUCCUUGCCAAAGGUCUCAUAUGUCAAAGCUAUUGACAUUUGGAUGGCAGUAUGCCUCCUGUUUGUGUUUUCAGCACUUCUGGAAUAUGCAGCUGUAAAUUUUGUUUCAAGACAACACAAAGAACUUCUGAGAUUUCGAAGAAAGAGAAAGAAUAAAACAGAAGCUUUUGCAUUGGAGAAGUUUUACCGUUUCUCAGACACGGAUGAUGAGGUAAGGGAAAGUCGAUUCAGCUUUACAGCCUAUGGAAUGGGACCAUGUCUGCAAGCAAAAGAUGGUAUGACCCCAAAGGGCCCAAACCAUCCUGUCCGGGUAAUGCCAAAAAGCCCUGAUGAAAUGAGAAAAGUCUUUAUCGACCGGGCCAAGAAGAUCGACACCAUCUCCCGAGCCUGCUUCCCAUUAGCCUUUUUGAUUUUUAAUAUUUUUUACUGGGUUAUUUAUAAAAUUCUCAGGCAUGAGGAUAUUCAUCAGCAACAAGAUUAA